GAUUGAUCAUGUUGAUACAUUUUUACAUUUGUAGGUUGAAAACAAUGCAACCAUGUUAAAUUCAUUAAAGAAUAUGAUAUUUGGAAAUGAGAAAUCAGAAGAGUCUGCAGAUGGACCUGUAAUCAUCCAGGUGGAUUCCAUGUCCAAAAAUUCAAACAAAGCAUGGGACAAGAUGAAAGUCAAACAAAAUCAAAUGAAAGUCAAACAUAUGGAUCCAAAGACACCAAUCACAGAAGAUAAAAUUCGUUUUGUUUGUAUAUCAGAUACGCAUUCUAAAAUUGAGUAUUGUCCCAAAGAUUUUGUCCCUGAUGGGGAUGUUCUCUUGCAUGCUGGUGACAUCACCAAUGUUGGUCAUCCAAAAGAAAUUAAGCAGUUUAAUGAUUAUUUAGCUACACUUCCACAUAAACAUAAAGUUCUAAUAGCAGGCAACCAUGAUUUAACAUUUGAUGACUCAAUGGAGGAGAAACUUAACAGAUGGCAUAUAAAAAAAGAAAAAGUGAAAGAAUUUCUAGAAAAAAAUGGAGUGAAAAAGGUUAAGGAGCUGCUGACUGACUGUGUAUACUUAGAAGAUUCUAUGGUAACAUUGUAUGGUAUCAACAUUUAUGGAUCCCCUUGGCAGCCAUGGUUUGGUGACUGGGGUUUUAAUUUAGAAAGAGGUGAAGAAAUGUUAGAGAAAUGGAACUGGAUUCCUGAGAAAACAGAUAUACUGAUAACACAUAGUCCUCCUAUUGGGUAUGGAGAUUUAUGUUUUGAUGGCUGUAGAGCUGGCUGUGUAGAGUUACUUAAUACCAUACAGAAAAGAGUAAAACCACUGUAUCAUAUAUCUGGACAUAUACAUGAAGGAUAUGGUGUGACCUCAGAUGGAUUUACCACAUACAUCAAUGCUUCCACGUGUACUUUACGUUAUAAAGCUGACAAUCAACCAAUAGUGUUUGACUUUCCCAUACCUGAAGGUCAUUCUAAACAGGAAGUUAUAGAUUUGACUGUUACACAGUUUGGCACACAAGAUAACAAAACAACCAAGACAGAUUCAGAUGAUGAUUUAGUGGAAUUUAAAGAGGAUGAAGAGGAUCCUGUAAAAUAUUGUGCUUAGUUCAACCUAGUAAUCUUAGUUUUAGAAGAGAUAUACAGUUCAUGUUAAAUUGAAGGGAAAAGUAUUUAAAGGAAAUUAAAAACAAAAUUACAUUCAAGUUUAGGAAGCAAACAUAUGGUUUCUUUGUUUUAAAAUAUGAUAAGAAUAUGUCUAAACUGUCUGAUAGCAGCAGCAUGCAAAAGUGUAAAUUAAAGCUGGUUGGCCAAGAACUAGAAUUGAUUUUAAUAAGUAGAACCAAAGUUUGUAGGAACAAUAGUGACAGUUAUAAGGUUUCUUAUCCUUAUCAUGCAUUUGAUGUUAAAUGGUUUCUCUGAUUACUUUUUAAAAUCUUUUGAUGUGAAAAAAAAGUAAAAUAAUGAAUUUGAUUUUGAUUUUCUAGAUUGUAAUUAUGCUAUUGCCAUCAAACAUAAACAAUAAUCUCUUUCCCAAAAAAUGCCACACAAUAAAACCACCAUUGAGGUUUUUCAAUCAUUGCAGGUAAAAUUUAUUGUUAUUAUUUUUAUUGGAAAAUUGAUACAUGCUGUUGGCAAUUGAUGAUGAUGUCUCUCUAAUGAUUGAUAAGCUAUAAAAAAUGAAAGGGGACAUUAUUAUUUUUGUACAAUUUUUGUCGAGCCUGCAACUUUUGUUGCAGAAAGCUCGACAUAGGGAUAGUGAUCCGGCGGCGGCGGCUACGGCGGCGGCGGCAGUGUUAGCUCACUUCUUAAAAGCUUUAUAUUUAAGAAGGUAGAAGACCUGGAUGCUUCAUACUUUGUAUAUAGAUGCCUCAUGUUACGAACUUUCUGUCAGUCACAUGUCCAAUGUCCUUGACCUCAUUUUCAUGGUUCAGUGACUACUUGAAAAAAAAGUUAAGAUUUUUUGUAAUGUUAAAUUCUCUCUUAUUAUAAGUAAUUGGAUAACUAUAUUUGGUAUGUGCGUACCUUGCAAGAUCCUCAUGCCUGUCAGACAGUUUUCACUUGACCUUGACCUCAUUUCAUGGAUCAGUGAACAAGGUUAAGUUUUGGUGGUCAAGUCCAUAUUUCUGAUACUAUAAGCAAUAGGUCUAGUAUAUUCGGUGUAUGGAAGGACUGUAAGGUGUACAUGUCCAACUGACAGGUGUCAUCUGACCUUGACCUCAUUUUCAUGGUUCAGUGGUUAUAGUUAAGUUUUUGUGUUUUGGUCUGUUUUUCUUAUACUAUACGCAAUAGGUCUACUAUAAUUGGUGUAUGGAAUGAUUGUAAGGUGUUCAUGUCUAGCUGACAUGUGUCAUCUGACCUUGACCUCAUUUUCAUGGUUCAGUGGUCAAAGUUAAGUUUUUUAGUUUUGGUUUAUUUUUCUAAUACUUUAUGCAUUAGAUCAACUAUAUUUGGUGUAUGGAAAUAUUUUAUGAUCUAUAUGUCCGUUACGCAGGCUUUAUUUUACCUUGACCUCAUUUUCACGGUCCAUUGCCAAGUUUUUAAAAGUGUUUGUGUUUUGGUCUGUUUUUAUUUUUUUAUAAGCAAUAAGUCAACUAUAUUUGUUGUAUUGAAGAAUUGUUAGCUCUACAUGUCUGCCUUGCAUGGUUCAUCUGACCUUGACCUCAUUUUCAUGGUUCAUUGACCAAUGUUUCAUUUUCAUGGUUCAUUGAUCAAUGUUUCAUUUUCUUGGUUAAUGUUGAGUUUAUGUGACAGUUGUAAUAAAGCUUUAUAUUUUGGUCUAUCAAGAUAGUAUCAAUGAUUAGUAAAGAAGGCGAGACAUUUCAGUGUGUGCACUCUUGUUUGUGAUCUGUUUUUUCCCCCCCUUUUUAUUCAAUUUCAAUUGAAGUUUGCUUACCAUGCUUACUGUUUGCAAAAGUUGUUUGUUUACCAGAUCUUUAGUUGUUGAGAUUAUAAGCUUAAAAGAAUUCUGUGUUAAUGGCUUAGGUUCCAAAUUAAUGUUGUCCUUUGCACAGUGGUCCUUUUGCACAGAUGAUAAAGUUAGAUAUAUUAUGGAUAUUUUUAAUGAAGCAUGAUUUGUACGCCAAACUAAAUUCAUAUAUGAGAGAGAUCAAAAUAUAAGAUACAACACAUUGCGAAAAAAUUAACUCGUUCUGUCAAAAAAUGUUGUAUUAUAUUAAAAAGGAUCGCAAUUUAAAUCGAGGAAUGUGUAUAGGAAGGAGUCAUGACCACUGACCCAAAGGAAAUUAAAUUUUGAAAGAGUUAGGAAUGGUUCCUCCUAGAAUUAACGUAGGAAAAUAGGUGAUAAGGUACGAAAUGAAAUAUCUUCUCUCACUCUGAGUCUCAGUGACUGCUGUGAAAAGUAAACUUGGAAUUGAAAGUACAAAAAUAAAACACAAUAGGCCUAAGUGCAUUGAUCAUACACUUGUAUCCGUGAUUUGCUAUUUUGUAAUUAUUCAGAUUACGUAAAUAACAUUGUGCAGUUGAAUUAGUUUUGAAAAUAAUAUUAUCCAUCUUUAUGUAUACAUGUAUCAAUGAAAAUAAUGGCAAUCGUAUCCUUCAGAGCAAUCUGCUAUUUGAUUAUUAGUUUGUAGUCUUCCAGGUCAAAGAGAUCAUAAACACAAUAAGUGAUAGAGUUUAUACUCUGUCAGCUUUAAUUCCAAUAAACACUUCAAUUUGAAACUAUUUACAACAUUUGAUAGAUUAAUUCUUAUUUCACCAAAUGAUUAUGAUGUGAACACUUUAAAAGGUAUUCCAGGUUAGAAUUUGUUGCUCACGAAAUGUACACAUCUAAAUGUUGAUGUGGGGCAUAUUGUGAUAUGGAGGUAUAAUUUUUUUAUUUAUUUAUUUCUGCAGUUAUGUUCCUUUGACCUUUACAUAUUCAUACAGAGUCAAUAACAUGAAUAAUGCUUUCUAAAUGCUAUAUCAACCUCAAUUUAAAAGCAUAUUGGAUCUUUCAUAACUUUCAAUUUUAGAGGAUUUGUCAAACAAUAGUAGCUCUUAAAUAACACUAUAUAUACUUUAGAUACCAGGUAUAAUAGAACCAAGUGAACAUACCUCUAAGUAACGAACAGUUUUCAGGCUAUUCUUAAUGUGUAUGCAUUUGUUUGAAUCUUCUUGUAAUCUUUUGUGUAUUAAUAGCAUAAAUAUGUUACAAAACAAAUAUGUACUAUUUAUGGGUUGAUAUGGACCUCUUAUUUGAUUGUACUUAUACUGGAAAUAUAUAUAACAAUCAUAUAUAAUUGUAUUAAAAUUUAUGAUAUUAAAAUUAUGUUCAAUGAUAACUGAGGCUAUUUGGAAUAAAAACCAAAUAUAGUUGUAUCAAAUCAUGACCAUUUACUUUGACAGUCUACCAUGUCUUUCAUUAUCUUUUUCUGUGAUAAUAAAUUUUUAAUAAAUAUAAAACUGUA
Messenger RNA from Mytilus trossulus (common blue mussel), 4394 nucleotides. RefSeq names its product metallophosphoesterase MPPED2-like. Gene Ontology annotation, molecular function: hydrolase activity. The transcript is spliced from 6 exons. The record is from RefSeq and is a predicted model, not a curated record. Bases 53 to 1093 code for a protein of 346 amino acids. NCBI's taxonomy places the organism in Eukaryota, Metazoa, Mollusca, Bivalvia, Mytilida, Mytilidae.